This is a messenger RNA of Ooceraea biroi (clonal raider ant), 3143 nucleotides long. RefSeq names its product chitin deacetylase-like protein serp (gene serp). Gene Ontology annotation, molecular function: protein binding; chitin binding; hydrolase activity, acting on carbon-nitrogen (but not peptide) bonds. NCBI's taxonomy places the organism in Eukaryota, Metazoa, Arthropoda, Insecta, Hymenoptera, Formicidae. The record is from RefSeq and is a predicted model, not a curated record. Gene Ontology annotation, cellular component: extracellular region. Gene Ontology annotation, biological process: carbohydrate metabolic process.
GAAGGCGAACUCGUCCCCGAUUUGUCCGCUAGCCCCGCGUGCCGAGGAUUCCCCGUUCGGGUGUCUCGCGCGACCGAGAGCUUCAGCCGGGUACCCCUCGUAGGAAUCGGGCCCCGCUCCUGCACUUUGACCCCCUCCCGCAUCCACCCUGCCCCGGAAGUGGCGAACGGGUACGUCGCUACAUCGCUACCCCACCUCGCGAACGGUUCCCUUUCAUCCCUUCCCGCGUCGGACAAACAUCAGUUGACCGGGAGUGAUCGAAGGGUAAAGAAUUGGGUGGUGCCGAGGCAACUCGUGAUAAGACGACGACGACGACGACGACGACGUCGAGAGGAAGACAUUAGGUUCCCCGUCACGGGUCAGGACGAGCAUGAGGUCCUCGUUGGUGCUGCUCUUGGUAGCAGCUUUCGUCCUUGCCGAGGGCUCGAACCGAGUCAAGCGACAGGAAGACAAGAAGGAGGAGAGUUUUGAGAACGAGAUCUGCAAGGACAAGGAUGCGGGCGAGUGGUUCAGAUUGGUCGCCGGCGAGGGUGACAAUUGCCGCGACGUUAUCCAGUGCACGAGUUCCGGCCUGCAGGCGAUCAGAUGCCCGGCUGGCCUGUACUUCGACAUCGACAAGCAGACCUGCGAUUGGAAGGAUUCCGUUAACAACUGCAAGCUGAAGAACAAGGAGAGGAAGGCCAAGCCUCUGCUUUAUACCGAGGAACCGCUCUGCCAGGAUGGCUAUCUCGCGUGCGGAGACGGAUCCUGUAUCGAGAGGGGUCUCUUCUGUAACGGGGAGAAGGAUUGUACUGAUGGCUCUGAUGAAAACAUUUGCGACAUGGACAAUGAUCCCAAUAGGGCACCACCCUGCGACCCCGUUGUGUGCGUCUUGCCCGACUGCUUCUGCUCGGAGGAUGGCACCACGAUACCUGGCGAUCUCCCAUCCAAGGAUGUACCCCAAAUGGUCACGAUAACGUUCGACGAUGCCAUCAACAACAACAACAUCGGCCUGUACAAGGAGAUUUUCAGCAAACGCAAGAACCCGAACGGCUGCGACAUCAAGGCUACCUUCUUCGUGUCGCACAAGUACACCAACUAUUCCGCGGUCCAGGAGAUGCACAGGAAGGGCCACGAAAUCGCCGUUCACUCUAUCUCGCACAAUGACGACGAGCGCUUCUGGUCGGAUGCCACCGUCGACGAUUGGGCGAAAGAGAUGGCCGGCAUGAGGAUCAUCGCCGAGAAGUUCGCCAAUCUGACGGACAACAGCGUGGUGGGCGUCAGGGCGCCGUACUUGCGAGUCGGCGGUAACAAUCAGUUCACCAUGAUGGAGGAGCAGGCCUUCCUGUACGACUCCACCAUCACCUCGGCCCUGAACAACCCCCCGCUCUGGCCGUACACCAUGUACUUCAGGAUGCCGCACCGCUGCCAUGGAAAUCUUCAGCACUGUCCCACCAGGUCGCACGCCGUAUGGGAAAUGGUGAUGAACGAGCUGGACCGUCGCGAGGACCCCCAAAACGAUGAGUACCUGCCCGGUUGCGCGAUGGUGGACUCUUGCAGCAACAUCCUGACUGGCGACCAGUUCUACAACUUCCUCAACCACAACUUUGACCGUCACUACGAGCAGAACCGUGCGCCCCUCGGCCUCUACUUCCACGCCGCCUGGCUGAAGAACAAUCCCGAGUUCCUGGACGCCUUCCUCUACUGGAUCGACGAAAUCCUCCAGAAUCACAACGACGUCUACUUUGUGACGAUGACUCAGGUGAUCCAGUGGAUCCAGAACCCGCGCACCAUCACCGAAUCGAAGACCUUCGAGCCCUGGCGGGAGAAGUGCACGGUAGACGGCCCGCCAGCCUGCUGGGUGCCCCACACCUGCAAGCUGACCUCGAAGGAGGUGCCCGGCGAGACCAUAAACCUGCAGACUUGCGUGCGCUGCCCCAACAACUACCCCUGGGUGAACGACCCCACCGGUGACGGCUUCUUCUAAGUUGCCGCGCGCGAUCCUCCUUCUCGUCUAAGUCAAAUCCAUCCCUCUCCUUUCUCCUCGGUUCUGCCGAUCCUUUCCAUCCGGAAUCUCGACUUGAAAGCGCGUCGCGAGUCCUCGCGGUCCAACAUCGCGCCGGGCACCGCCCGGACCGACGCGUCAGCCGAGUAUCCUCGAGGCUUUCGAGAGCAACGGCGACUACGACGAUGGGGCACAUGGGAUAAAAGAGGAGAAAGGUCGUCGUUAGCCCAUUAGACUCCGGUGACCACUUUAGUUGCCAAUGUUUCGCAAUGUUUUAUCGUUGAGAACGACGUGUCUGUGAUGAUUAGUUCUGUUCAGUUAGAACUACGGAGUCUAAGUGGACUAAGGACCAGUGGGAACGGAAUGAAGCUCACUACCCGCUUCGCAUUCACAGAAUUGUCCCUUCAAGAAUUAAAUUGACGUUCGGCUUUAUCGAGAUUGCAUCCGAAAUUCGCAUUCCACGCUACAGAAAAAAGUGUCACUCGCAUUAUUCGGGGAAUUCGCAAAAAUUAUCUUUCUCCCUCGCGCGUACCUCGUUAUCAGCUGACAUAGUUCAAGCUAAACGUUCACCAUGCACCAGCAAUCUGUGAUAGACUCCCGAAGGCGGCGUCCUCGAAGUCCUCGAGGUGGCAACGACGGCCGCGUCGAUCAUUGUGACGACGGUGACGAUGACGAGAGUCACGCGCAUUCCAAUCGAACCCGGCAAAAGUAAAGCAAAAUGUCGCGCCCCACCCGAUCCCACGAGGAGAAAUCGCGGAUCUUUUGAUGGCGGCGGUUCGCGAGUGGGAUUCCAUGUGUAAUAUAACCGUAUCCCUCCCUCUCGCUCUCUUGCACCUUCGUUGCACCGGUCGAAAAUCACGACGACCGAUACCGAUCUAUCAGCAAGUGCGCUCUUCUCCCGUCGAGCUCUCCCCAGAAGUAAUCCCCGAAGACCGCCAAAUCGAUUGUUCCCCGAUUCGAGGUGCGCCCUUAUUUUUUUUAAGGGUUCGCCGAUUUAUAUAAAUAAAUAUAUAUAUAAAUUUAUAUAUAUAUAUGAAAAUUAUAAAUAUAUUGUACAUGUAUAAUAUUUGUAAAAGUAAGUGAUAUCAACACAUAGCGUUCUCGACGAACUUUUGAAUAAAAGAUUCUGAGAAAUCUCUCUCACACACACACAAACGAA